Messenger RNA from Sarcophilus harrisii (Tasmanian devil), 2573 nucleotides. RefSeq names its product NIPA like domain containing 4 (gene NIPAL4). Gene Ontology annotation, cellular component: membrane. Gene Ontology annotation, biological process: magnesium ion transport. NCBI's taxonomy places the organism in Eukaryota, Metazoa, Chordata, Mammalia, Dasyuromorphia, Dasyuridae. Gene Ontology annotation, molecular function: magnesium ion transmembrane transporter activity. The record is from RefSeq and is a predicted model, not a curated record. The coding region runs from base 329 to 1534 and encodes 401 amino acids. The transcript has 6 exons.
AGAUUCCUCUCCCUCGCUCCCCACCCAACCCGAGAGGAUCCUCCCCGCAGCCGGGACCCAGUCUCCUUCCCACCCAGUCCCCUUCCAACCCAGCCCCGCCUCGCCGCCAAUCCCCACCCAGUCCCCGGGCCCGUGCCGGGCGCUGUCACUCACCAAAGAAGGAGUCACGCAUUGGCAACUUCUCCUGAGUCCAGGAUCAGGGGUGCGAGCCGGGCCGGGCAGGCACCGCGCGCCGCCUCCACUGCCGUCGGAGCCCGGGCAGCCUCUGCGCCCGCGACCCCGGUCCCGCACGCGGAGCCGGAGCGGACGCCGGAGCCGCAGCUGCCCCAUGGAGACGCUGGGGAGCAACAGCAGCUGUGCGAACGGCUCCCUGAUCACCCUGUAUUGCUCCUCCCAACAAGUCCUGUGCCAGAUUGUCAGUGACUUUGAACCUGACAGCUCAAACAACAUCACCUUGAGCAGUUGGCAAGAGAAAGUCAAGAAGAACUAUGGCUUCUUCAUUGGAGUGGGUCUGGCGGUCUUCUCCAGUUUCCUCAUUGGCAGCAGUGUCAUUCUUAAGAAGAAAGGCCUCAUUCGGCUGGUAGACAAGGGUGCAACUCGAGCUGUGGAUGGAGGUUUCGGCUACCUCAAGGAUAAAAUGUGGUGGGCCGGAUUUGUCACCAUGGGUCUAGGUGAAGCUGCCAACUUUGGGGCCUACAUAUUUGCUCCUGCAACAGUCGUCACUCCACUGGGAGCGCUGAGUGUGCUUAUAAGUGCCAUGAUGUCAUCUUACUUCCUGGGAGAGCGACUGAACCUGUUGGGGAAGUUGGGCUGCAUGAUCUCCAUAGCGGGCAGUUCGGUGAUGGUGAUUCAUGCCCCCGAAGAAGAGAAGAUCAAGACAAUGAAUGAAAUGGCUUCAAAGCUGAAGGACACAGGCUUUAUUGUGUUUGCUGUGCUCCUAGUGGUGAGCACUCUUAUUUUCAUCUUCAUCAUUGCUCCGCGCUAUGGACAGAAGAAUAUUCUCAUUUAUAUCAUCAUCUGUUCUAUGAUGGGGUCCUUCUCCGUAUGUGCUGUCAAAGGCAUGGGGAUUGCCAUCAAGGGCUUCUUCCAGGGACAGCCAGUUCUCCACCACCCUCUUACAUAUUGCCUUGGGGUGAUCUUGGCAACUUCCAUCCCCAUACAAGUCAACUUCCUGAACAGGGCUCUGGAUAUCUUCAAUACCUCUUUAGUGUUCCCCAUCUACUACGUGACCUUUACUAGUAUGGUCGUCACCUCCUCCAUCAUCCUCUUCAAGGAGUGGAACAGCAUGUCAGUUGUGGACAUUCUGGGCACAAUUUCGGGUUUUGUUACAAUUAUCCUGGGGGUGUUCUUGCUCCAUGCUUUUAAGGACCUUGAUAUAACCUGGGCAAACCUCCCCCAUACUUACAAAAAUCCAGUCCCACCUCCCACUCCUGAACCCACAAUCAUCAAGCUGGAAGACAAAAGCAUCCUUGUGGACAACAUAGAACUGCCCAUACCUGAGGAGAAACCCAAAGUCUUCACAAUCCACACUUAAAAACUUUUAAGUGUUAUAUGAGAGGAUGCAUUCUAUUAGCCCAUCUAAUCCCAGAACAAUCUAGUGAUUUCAAAUAUUAUUCAAGAGGCAGGAUGCCCUUGUCCUAACAGUGUGGCUUUAUACCUCAUUAAUAUUUCCAGGAGAAAGUAAUUUCCAAUUGUGUAGGACUUGGUGACAUCCUGACUUCCUGGAAACACAGACUCAAUGGCCAUACUGCAUGGUUUGUAUUGGUGCACUAUCCCUUCUUUUCCCACAGUCCCUCAGGUCUCUUCAAAGACUUUUAUUUUUGCCUUCUACCUUCCAUGCCUAUGGCAGUUGCCUAUGUUGGCAAGUGGGGGAGAGAACUUGACCCUUUGAAUGUAUUAGAGUCCAAAUGAUUCUGUGGGGUGUUGUAAAAUUAAGUACUGGCUCCAUCAUAAGGAUGCAUAAGCUAUACCAUUCCUCACCCUGGUACUGCGACAUGCUGGAUCUGAAUGGGAUGAGUAAGGAUUCCUUGCCCAAACUUCAUAUGGAAAUCAUUUGGACUGUAGUGUAAAAGUUCAAUAUUUGCCAGGCCAUCUUUAGAUCCUUGCUUCUCCCUUCACUUCAGUGUUACCCCAAAGAGAUGAUAGGUAGAUACCAAAGGUCUAAACCAUGUUGAGGGUAACUAACAGGCCACAAACUUCUCCAUGAAUUAGGAGUUUAUUUACCCCAAGUAAGUGAUGACUUCCCCCAAUGGAAUUUGUUCCAGUGGCCAUGAAGAUGAUGAAGCAGGUGCUGUGUUGUAUUUAGGACUUGGUUGGUCAGACAUGGAAGACACCAUGGUCACCCACUGCAUGUUGGGCCAUUGCCAGUCAUCCUGACUUUUGUCCUGCCACUGGAUUUCAAUGACUUUGGAAGAGAGAAUGAGGUUGACAACUUUGUACAGCUCUGUCUCACUUAGAUCCAAUUAACUUGCAAGUCAAGAGAGCAUCUGUGAAGUCAUUGAUCCUGUUUGAAUCAAAAGACAAACAACUCAAGAAAGAUGGAUCUCCACUUGAUUUUGCUCUGAGAAAGUCAC